UUCCCCGCUGCAAGACGUUUUCGUGGUUUCCGUUUCCUUAUAAUCAGGAGAUCGGUCAAGUUUGAGUGCGAUUGUCUGUUCUUUAUUGAACAGAUGCAUACGAUCAGUGAUCGGUUUGGUGGUAGAUUUUGCGGUAAAAAAGAGAAAUUUACGCGGCUUGCUUGUGCAAUCGGUUACAAAUAAGAUACAGUAGGGUUUCCAAGAUUGCUAAUUAUUAUUUAUGUCAAUUCUUUUUUACUAAUACCACACUCGUAACAAAACAGUAUAAAGCAUGGCUACCGAGAGCCAUUUAUCGCAAGUAUUUAGCGAAGAAUUGACGUGCCCUGUUUGCUUGGAGGAGUUAAAGGAGCCGAAAUGUUUAACAAGUUGUGCACAUAAUGUAUGUAAACCAUGUCUUGAUCGGAUGACAUUUAAUGGGGAGAAAGAGAUCCGAUGUCCAACGUGUAGAAGAAGUACGUUGAUUCCCGAUGGCGGCGUCAAGGCUUUGCCGACGAAUACAAUACUUGUCCGCCUUCUUGAGGCGACUCCAGGACGCAAGGAGCGAAUUGAGAUACAUAAAGCUUUAGAGAAAGGAAAGCCAGUCGUCGAAGAAAUGACAAGAAAGAUUAGAAAACUCGAUACUUACUUGGAUAGCAUGUCAGUUAAUUGUCAAUUAACGGAAGAAAGAAUCCACGACGAGGCUGAGAAAAUUAUUGAAUUGAUCAGAAAGCACGAGAGCAAACUUUGCAUGGAAGUUCAGGGUUUUUAUGGCAAGAAACAGAAGAUUUUGCAACACCAACGGUGUAAUUUAGUUAAACUUUUAUCCGGUGCUUCAAGUUGCAUAGAGCUAGCCGAAGAAAUUCUCAUUAAAGGUGAUGUUUCUGAAAUCAUAGAGUUGAGGAAUGCACUGAAAGAACAGCUAGAAGAAGUUGUUCAAUUAAAUCUUGACGAAUCAGAUGAGGUUUCUGGGAAAUUUGUUGAAGAGUUAGAUUUUGUAAUUCACAGGAAUGCUACUAUUGGAGGACUUGAAAGUAAUACCUUUGGAUCACUUAACAAAAAGAUUGGCCAGGUUGUGUCAUCAGCAUCAUCUGCUGACAUUCUACCUGACUGGUCAAAGGCUGGAAAAGUCAUUCAUAAAAUUGGUCACAAGGGUAGCAGGAAAGGGAAUUUUAAAAGUCCAGGUGGAGUGGCAUCCAAUGAGUUUGGAGAGAUUGCAGUUAGUGACUUUUUUAAUGACCGCAUCCAAGUAUUUGACUCCAAAGGAAAGUUCCUUUUUCAGUUUGGGAAGAAAGGAACUAAAGACGGUCUCUUCCAGGGACCAACUGGUGUUGCAUAUACAGUCAAUUCUGAGAUAAUGGUUCUUGAUAGUAGAAACCACCGCAUACAAAUAUUUAACAGGAAAGGUGAAUUCCUAUCCAAGUUUGGCCAAAGAGGAAGCAAUACAGGUGAACUAGGCUGGGCAGAGGGGCUUUAUGUUGAUGGUGAAAACAAGAUUAUUGUGACAGACACUGAACACAACCGUGUUCAAGUAUUCCAUGCUGAUGGCUCAUUCAAGUUCAUGUAUGGGGACACAGGAACUGAGGGAUUUGAUAAGCCCUUAAACACUGUCUGCCACAAUGGAGAGUACUUUACAACAGACAGUGGUAAUUUUUGUAUCAAGGUCUUCAACUCUGAUGGGGAAUAUGUCCGUCAGUUUGGACGAGAAGGGGCAGGGGGUGGAGAAUUUUGCUGCCCAAGGGGACUGGCCCUGGAUAAGAAGAAUGAGUUAUUGCUAGUGUGUGACAGUGGCAAUGAUAGUAUUCAUGUUUUUAGGCUAGAUGGAAGCUUUGUUACUCAAUUAUCUACCAAGAAGACUCCGGUGGGAUUAGCACUCAUGAACGGCAGGCACCUUGUUGUGUCUUCAUAUUAUGGACAUUGUGUUCAAGUUCUCUCUUACAUAUAAGGUAGCAUCAGUAUGGGAACAGUAGCAAAACAAAGGGCGGGAUAGACAGGGCUUGCUAUGCUAGCAUUUUCUAACACCACAAAGAAAUUGCUGAAAUGUGCUCAAUAUUUGCAAAGUGCUUUCUGUGUUUACUUGGAAAACCCUUUUUCUAGCUCCUACAGUAGCUCCAGCUACUGAAUAGGGGACUUGCACUGAGUGAUAAAGUGACUUUUUAGGAAGCAAACAAGUGCACGCUCAGGCUUUUGGCAGCAAAAUAACAACAACAAAAUGCAACCUAUUUAGCGUUUUUUUUUUUCAGAGAGGUAUAUUUUUAUUUAAAUAUUUUAUUUUUUCUGUGUUUAUUUUGGCUUGAACUUUCCACCCAUGUUAUCUCUUAGUGCUAGUCCUAUGCUGAUGCACUGGGCAUAAUGUGGUUUACUGAGAAAAAAAAUUCUAUUGGGCUAGCACAUUGAAGCUGGAUCCGAUUACACAAUGAAGAGCAUGUCACAAGUACACUUGAAUCAAUUUAGAGAGUAUGUAGAUCAAGUUUUUAUCUUAAAAUUUAGCCUAACAAACUCUGUGUCCCUUGUAAUCUAGGGAAAGCUUUUAGGCAGUCUAAUUCCCUCUUUAUAACUGCUGUUAUUCCUUAAUGCUUUAUCCAUUCCUGAGGAGAGGAUUGAAAUAUUUUUAUUAAUUUUCAUGGCCUGUAUACUAGGCAUUAAUAGCUUCACGGGUAUAUACUUAAUAAUAUAUGCACUGUAUAUAUUUAUAUAUAAUGUAUAUUACAAAUUAAAAAUAACAGUCUAUAUAGGAAGUCAUAUAAUGUUUUUUAAAGAGUAAUGAAAAAGCGAUGCUCAGGUUAAA
Nematostella vectensis (starlet sea anemone) is the source of this 2764-nucleotide messenger RNA. RefSeq names its product tripartite motif-containing protein 2. The coding region runs from base 272 to 1921 and encodes 549 amino acids. Gene Ontology annotation, molecular function: protein binding; ubiquitin protein ligase activity. The transcript has a single exon. The record is from RefSeq and is a predicted model, not a curated record. Lineage: Eukaryota; Metazoa; Cnidaria; Anthozoa; Actiniaria; Edwardsiidae. Gene Ontology annotation, biological process: proteasome-mediated ubiquitin-dependent protein catabolic process; protein polyubiquitination.